This is a messenger RNA of Grosmannia clavigera kw1407, 1200 nucleotides long. RefSeq lists its product as uncharacterized. The transcript is spliced from 2 exons. The record is from RefSeq and is a predicted model, not a curated record. Lineage: Eukaryota; Fungi; Ascomycota; Sordariomycetes; Ophiostomatales; Ophiostomataceae. Bases 1 to 1200 code for a protein of 399 amino acids.
AUGUGGCCACGGCCACAGCCACAAGCGCAGUCUCUCGGACGAGACGGGGCCCCUUGGCGGUCCUGGAGCGGUUAUGCUCGCCUCCCAUGGACUUCUGCGGCCGGCGUCGUGCUCCUACACAUCCUUGCAAUCUGUAUUUUGCUGGUCGCCGUGGACGCUGGCUGUCUGACGGCAUGUGACGAUAGUGUAUCGGCCGUCCUUGCAGACACGAGGGCCGAUAUUCCAUCGACUGCCGAGUCCAGCGCAGACUGGGGCAGAGCUGACGUGGACAAGGCGAAUGCAAGCUGCCCGACAGCUGGCUGCAUUGCCUCCGUAACAGGCGACAUCACCCUAUCGGGACCGCCCAUGACGGGUGAUUUGCAAGCACUGCUGUCAACCUCGACCGGGUCUGUGGCCGUUUCGAGCAACGCGAGCUCUGUCUCGUCCGCAGCCACAACGAGCACGACACCCAGCGAGGCGACCAGUGUCGAAGUCGUCUCGCCGCCGUCCUCCAUGUCGACGUCUCUGUCGCAGUCUCUGCCAGCCCUGUCCCAGCCACCUGGCACUCCAGGUCCAUCCUUGCCGCCGUCAGCCACGCCGACGGGCGAUGCCACCACGCACAAACCUGUCGCGACCAUUCCGCUGGCUGUGGGUGUCAGCGUGGGCGGCGUGUCUCUCGCGCUGGUCGGUAUUGCAGCGGUGCUGCUCUGGCGACGCCGACGGAAGCGCAGCGGUAGCGACGACGAUGACGUUGACGAAAAUGACAACGGUGGCGGCGGCAGCGGCAGUCUCCCCCGCGCCGAGUCUCCCCCUCCACGAGAUACGCCGGACGGCCUCCACCCCUCGGCGUCCGGGCUGCUCUUUCGCGGUGGCAGCCUGCAGAGCCGGCGGCCGAGUGGUGGCGACACGAGUCAAGACGGCGGCGAUGACGGAAACGAAGGCGCCGCAGUGGCGGCAGUGACCCGUCACUAUCGCACCAGCAGCCUCCGGCAGGGAAGCAUUCUCAACGGUCUCUACGCCAGCAGCCGGUUCACGCCCGAUGCGGUGGCCAUGCACGACGUUCCGCGGGUGCCAUCGGUAGGACCAGAACGGCAGUGGCGUGGCCCGUCGCCGACGUCGCCAACGAAGCCGCCCGAGAUCCCCUACGACGGACGACGCUUCCCACCAUACUACGGCAUCCCCGGCAUGGAGCUGGACGGGUAUGCCGAACUUCCUGGUUAA